Arachis duranensis is the source of this 1279-nucleotide messenger RNA. RefSeq lists its product as uncharacterized. The record is from RefSeq and is a predicted model, not a curated record. Bases 529 to 939 code for a protein of 136 amino acids. The transcript is spliced from 4 exons. NCBI's taxonomy places the organism in Eukaryota, Viridiplantae, Streptophyta, Magnoliopsida, Fabales, Fabaceae.
GCACAACAAGAUUUCAUGCAGCAGCAGUAACCAUACUUGAAUGCAAAAAUUCAUCUAACCUUUUCAAGAUUUCUUGCUGCUUCAAUUCAAAACUGCCAUCGAAAUUCGCUAAGAGGUCCGAUCUCAGGUUGUUUACCCGGUUUGACCCCUACGGGUUUUGGAAAAAUCGGCGACCCCGUCCGGUUUUCAAAAACCGAACCGGAUCAAUACCUUUUUGAAAUCUGAAAUAAAAAAUUUGAAAAACCCUAACCAACCUCACUCACUCAUCACUCGCUCAUCAUUCAUCACCGAUUCUCUCUCCUCCGUACCUCACUCACCGCGCCGGUCAGCCAACAGAGGUCGCAUCUCCUGCCUCCGCGUCGCCAUUCUCCGUUAUCCUUCCUCCAUGGCGUGUUCAUCGUCGCCGGUCUCUGCCUCCUUCGCGUGACUCGUCAUCCUCUGCGUGUGGCUGUGCUGAAGCUCCGAACUCCGAAGCUUCGCCGUCCCUGACUCAGCUUCUGCUUCUGCUUCUGGCACAAAGAGCUCGAAAUGAGUGCUGCAGAAACACCAAAGAAAACCGGCACGCCCCAAAUUGUUAAGUUGGACAAGGCAUUGAAGUUGGCUGAGGCAUGGGUAAAUAGUAUGAGUAAAGGUGCUGAUGAUCAUGAUGAAAAACCGGAUAAUGAAGUAGAGGGUCGGCCUGAAAGGCUUGGAUUAGGUGCAAAAGUUUCACGGAAAUCCAAAGUUGGUCCCUCAGAUGACCCUGUUGACAGAAAAUUGUAUGCCAAAAUGCAAGCCGAAAAAAGAAAGACAGCGAAAAUUGCCCAAGAAUCUGCUUCAGUCGCAAGCAAUGCUUUAGAUGACGAGGAAUACGAUGAAGAAUUGGAAAGCAGAACUAGUGCGUUCACCAAGAGGAAGGCAUCAGUUCCUUUAACACUGUCUAAUAAGAAGCAAAAGUAAUGGCAUCUACUGAUUCGAGAUCCCUAUGUUUAGUUGGUUAUCAUAUUCUUUGCACUUGUCUUGCUGGCAUGAAAAAAAAAUGAGCUUUCAUGUAAUACAGUUAUGCACUUAAGGACAAUGGCUAUAAAGUACUAUGGCGGCAUCUAAUGCUCAUUUUGACUAUGUUUCCUAUGUUCCUCUUCAGUAAUUUACAAGAAGAGAAGUAACAAUGUUAAGAGGAAAUGGUAUGUGUUCUUAUAUAUAUUUGUAUUGUUUAGCUUGCUAGCAUAUAAACUCUGAAUCUUUUUUUGUAGUUAAUCAAUUACAUUUUGCACAUUGAUUUGUAAAAUUAUACUUGUAC